Perognathus longimembris pacificus (Pacific pocket mouse) is the source of this 5414-nucleotide messenger RNA. It is a transcript of the gene Ipmk, whose product is annotated as inositol polyphosphate multikinase. NCBI's taxonomy places the organism in Eukaryota, Metazoa, Chordata, Mammalia, Rodentia, Heteromyidae. Gene Ontology annotation, biological process: inositol phosphate biosynthetic process. Gene Ontology annotation, cellular component: cytoplasm; nucleus. The transcript has 6 exons. The coding region runs from base 2 to 1255 and encodes 417 amino acids. Gene Ontology annotation, molecular function: inositol tetrakisphosphate kinase activity; inositol-1,4,5-trisphosphate 3-kinase activity. The record is from RefSeq and is a predicted model, not a curated record.
UAUGGCAACGGAGCCGCCAUCCCCGCUCCGUCUCGAGGCGCCCGGCCCGCAAGAAAUGCGGACCCCACCGGCCAACGAUGCCGACCCCGAGGGCACCCCGCCAUCGGCGGCCGGCCGGCCGCGUUUCCUCAACGGCUGCGUGCCCCUCUCGCAUCAGGUGGCCGGGCACAUGUACGGGAAGGACAAAGUGGGCAUACUGCAACAUCCAGAUGGCACAGUUUUGAAACAGUUACAGCCACCUCCAAGGGGCCCCAGAGAGCUGGACUUUUAUAAUAUGGUUUUUGCUGCUGAUUGUAGUGAUGGUGUUCUUGUAGAGCUACGAAAAUAUUUGCCCAAGUAUUAUGGCGUCUGGUCACCUCCUACUGCACCAAAUGACUUAUACCUAAAACUGGAAGAUGUGACCCAUAAAUUUACUAAGCCCUGUAUAAUGGAUGUAAAGAUAGGGAGAAAAAGCUAUGAUCCUUUCGCCUCUUCUGAGAAGAUUCAGCAGCAGGUCAGCAAGUACCCACUAAUGGAAGAGAUUGGAUUUUUGGUGCUUGGCAUGAGGGUUUAUCAUGUUCACUCAGAUAGCUAUGAGACACAAAACCAGCACUAUGGAAGAAGCUUAACAAAAGAAACUAUAAAAGAUGGAGUCUCCAAGUUUUUUCAUAAUGGAUUCUGCUUAAGAAAAGAUGCCAUUGCAGCCAGUAUUCAGAAGAUUGAGAAGAUUCUGCAGUGGUUUGAAAACCAGAAGCAGCUUAACUUCUAUGCUAGCUCAUUAUUGUUUGUAUAUGAAGGUUCAUCUCAGCCACCUACAACAACAAAGUCAAAUGACAGAACUUUGGCAGAAAAGAUAUUAUCCAAAGGACAACUAUCAGAUACAGACGUACUGGAGUACAAUAAUAACUUUCAUGUUUUAAAUUCCACAGAAAAUGGAAAAAUAGAGUCUUCAGUAGGCAAAAGUUUAUCCAAGAUCUAUGCUCGGCACAGAAAAAUGUAUUCAAAAAAACAUCACAGUCAGACUUCAUUGAAAGUUGAAAAUAGGGAGCAGGACAAUGGGUGGAAAAGCAUGUCACAGGAACAUUUAAAUGGAAAUGUACUCUCCCAGCUGGAGAAAGUUUUCUAUCACCUUCCCGUUAGUUGCCAAGAGAUUGCAGAAGUAGAAGUGCGAAUGAUAGAUUUUGCUCACGUGUUCCCUAGCAACACAGUAGAUGAGGGAUAUGUUUAUGGUCUAAAACAUUUAAUUACUGUACUUAGAAGUAUUCUAGACAAUUGAAUCUUUUGCCUCAGUCUUUUAAGGAUAGACCAAUCAUAAUGAAGAACAGCAGUCAUUUCUGCACCUGUGAUGCUAUGUAAAAAUUUGUAUUGUGAGUCGAGAUUUUAUUUGUCUUUAUACUUUUGGUAGAAAGGUUAACUUUUUUAUAAUCUUACUCAGGAAUACUAAUAGGUUCAUUAGAAAACUAUGAAGAAUAAAGAAAGAGGAAUAUUAAAUAGGGAAUGUCGUGGUACAUGACUUAAACAACAUCUGUUUGGCUCAAGCAAAAUGGAAAUCAUUGUUCAGCCAUUACGAGUUUCUUUAGCUUUCUGUAGCCAAUUUUAUCAUGAAAUCUCUGUCCACCCAACCCUGACAAUGAGCCAUAUUUAAACUAUUCCAUCAUCAAAACACCUUUAAAUAUCUACAAAGCACAGGCUAAUAUCCUCAAUAUUGGAUGUUUAAUGCUAAGACUGGAGAAAAUUCUACUUCAAAAAUAGGGUUUUAUAUUAAAAGUUCAGACCAGCAUAUUAAAAGGUGCUUCUUAGUGAAAUGAUUCCGAAUUGUUGCAUUCCAAAAGCAAGUUUUCCUUUUGUUUUCAAUGUCUGUACAUAUUUCAAGUCAUUAUACUUCAUGAAAAAUCUUACCACAAUUGGCAGCAACAACAAAAAUCCUGAAGGCCGGGGCACUGGUUAUUUUAUCAGAGUUAGAAGAAGAAAGAAGUUAUUUGCAAGCAACAAUGUGUUUUUCUUGUAAGUUCAUUUAUUUAAUGACAAAAUUGGAAUCUACUUACUACAUUGUGAAAAGUAUUAUAAAUAGUAUAAUACUUUUUUCUUAAACUGAGAUGUCAGCUGUGGGUGGUUGAAGCUUUUUAUUUAUCAUUUAAUAUUUUAAAAAUUUGCCCUUUCAAGCAUGUAUUUCUAUGUCCCUAUUCAGUUAAGCAAUAAUAUAAAUGUAUGUUGUUAAAAAUAGUGUUUCUUAGAACUCAAUUAAGCAACAUACAGUUGGGUAAAUUGUCAGAAGUACCAUGUAGCAAUUAAUGCAUAAUGUAGACUUUGGUGCAUACUUAAAUCUGUGCUUCGGUUUUACUCUUUAGUAAAGGUUGUAUGUUGUAGUCUGCAUAAGAAUUUUAAUUUUAAUUGCUGGCAGGGCAAAAGGUGAUGCUAUUUUUCUUGGAAAAACUUGAUUUAUAAAUACUACCUUUGUUUCACACCCACUACCCUUUUCAAAUUAAUUGUCAAUGAAAACAUUAAAAUUUGAAAUUAAGGUAGUUAUACAUUGUUACUUUUUUCUUCUUUUUCCCUUACAUUCAAGUUUUGAUUACAAGUGCCAUUUUUUGUAAUGUUGAAGGAAUUUAAGUUUGUCUUACCUUUCUAGCCUUUUCUGAGGGCAGUUUGCAAAUACCUGGAGUGCAAAGAAAACACCCAAGUAAAUAAAUGCUCUGUGAGUUCUAUGUUUAGUAAGACUAUUAAACUGGAAUGACUCUAAAAUUCAUGUGUAUUUUAUAAUGUUUUAUUUGGAAUCACUAUGAAGUGUUUUCCAUAGAGGCUUUAUGUUUUCUUUACUGCCUAAGUGAGUACUAACUAUAGAUACAUAUAUUUUUUGCUUUAGGGGAAUGAAUAAAUAGAAAAUUUCAGUUUCCCUUUUUCUUAUACUAUGGACUUUUGUUGUUGUUGUCAUUACUUGGCUACUGGUCCAGAAAUUCUGAACUUCAUGCAAUAAAUACUAUGUGGAUUCUUGAGGCUGUUUUCAUGGGAUGUUUUCAUCCUAUGUACAACAAAUUUAAUAAAAUUUCAUCAGAUUCUUUGAAAAGUUUAACUCAAUAAAUCAGUUCCCGGUUUUCUUCAUCUAAUCUUUGGAAAUACAUUUCUGUAAAAUCACUGUCUUAACUUUUGUGAUAGAUCAUGUUUUGUUAUAAUAAAAAAUGACAUACUUUUAUUUUUCAGGGAAGGGUUUAACCUUUAAUUCUUUUUGUUUACAUUUUUUAUAACUGCUUUCCAAUGCCCAUCUUAAUGUUACUUUUUAAGUAAGUUUACAUGUAACUAAUAUUUUUGAUGUAGUAUACAUGUGACUAUUUUACUAUGUAGUCCUGUUUGAAGAUUUUGUUAAAUUUACCACUGUAGGAUGAGUAAUCACUAUUUACCAAGGAUAUUUGAACAUUAUUUAAGAAACAAUAGGAUUAUUAAUCCUUCUUCUCCCCCCUCCCGUCAAACAUGAUUUUAGUGUCUUUUUUGUGUGGCAUGUGCUCAUAAAAAGGACUUUUAAGAAACUGUGGAUGUGAAUACAUUUCUCAAAAUUUUAAAUUAUAAAAUAGUUUUAUAAAAAUACUUACAUUAACAUAUUUUAAUAUGGAUGGAAGUUGCAUAGAUUUAAGUAAAUUAAAAUCAGUAAUAAAUAUUUUAUUUAAAUAGUUUUCAAGAAACAGUUAUGAGAGCGUGUAUAUUAAAUGGCUCUGUCAUGGAGCUUGUGAUACUCCAAUCAGGACUUGUGAUUCUGUUUUGUGUCUGGAAAGAUUGUUCUUACUAUGCCUCUCCAUGCAAUAGUUUGCUACUGUGGACUUAUAUGGUAUCAAAUGAGUAAAACUUUUUCUGAAUUUUGAUUAGAAUAAUUUUGUACUUUAUGAUUUCCAACAUACAUUCUGCACAUCAUGCAUAUAAACUCUACCAAGUUUAUAACAUUUGAAAAAGAAAGGAAUUAUCUUAGUUGCAAUUUUUCUAACUGAAAACUUUUUCAAGGGCGUAGGAUAAACGAAAACUAGACCAAUGCCAGAAUUUUAUUGUGAAAUGAUAGGAAUUGUGUCCACUGUUUGAAGUCAUUGGCUAUUGUUUCAGUACCAUUUUCUUUUAGAGGCUAGUAUUUAAAACUUGAUUUGCUUUACAAAUUGUUUACAGUGCUUUGUGAUUAUCUACCUUAUCCAGUGCCUUUAACCUUGAUUUUGUUGUGGUAGCUUCAGUAUCCUGUCAUGUUUUAGUAGCCCAGGAAACAUACAUUUCUUUUUUAAGAAUUGGUUAUUUGACAAGGUAGCAAUUGCUUAGAAUUGCUCUGAGAAAACAAGUGGAUUGCUUUGGAGUCCCAACUUCUUAGUUUGGAUGUCUACCACGAGCCAAGCAUCUUUACCCCCACCCAGUCCCAGCACACAGGAUGAGCAGACAAGGCUCUGCUAUUUCCAGCAUCCCAUCUAGGUAGAGUGAGAUUAAGGACUUAAUUAAAAUAGUGCAAUAGAGAAAUCUGCAUUUCAGAAUUAAAGGUAAAGCCUAAGUAUUAAGGAAGAUGCAAUGUUAGAAACAAUCCUUUCCAGAGUGAUAGCCUCCAUUGACUUGAGUUGAAGUAGUUAUAAAUACCAUAAAAAAGCCUUACUUUUUUGCUUUCUUGCUACUAAUGGUACAUUUACUUACAUUAUCCCUCCACAGAAGUGUAUAAAACUUACUGUGAAACACAUCCCAUUGUACAUUCACAAGCAAAUUGACUGCAAACUUAAAAAUUGUGUUUUACAACUUGGUACAAAUACUUUAGGCCUCAAUCCUAUCUUCAAAUCACUGAUUUUAAAUUGGGCAAUGGAUAUGAAAUUACUUUUUAACUAGAAUGAUUGCACUAUAAAAUGUUAUUAAUAUUUUAGGAAGGUUGGAGCACCAUCUUUUGUUUUUGUGUAUUCUCCACUAGGAAAUAGUACUCAUAAUGAAACAAGGAUGUCUGUCUUCAAAAUUUAAUUUAAUUUUUUUUUAUUUUGUGGUUAAAUUUUGUCCUGGUGUUCACUUACAAGAUAAAUUGUUUAAUUUGAGGUGAAAUGGUCUUAAGUGAUGUAUUACAAACCGACAGAUAAACAUGGCGUGCACAGAGACACUUUACUAUGGGAACUGUACUGGAAGUUUUUGAAAGCAUGUGAAAUCGCACCUAAAAUUGUGUUACUAGUGACUUUAAGCAGCAGUGCUAAAUUUCUUGUACUUGAAUGUAUUUAGUCAAUUACUUCUGUUUAAAUGUCUAUUGUCAUUUUGUUUUUUACCUGUUUUUGUAAUUUGUGCUAUUGAUGGGGGGAUAUUCUUGGACUGCAGGGGUUACUGUCAAUGUGUGAUUUGUGUUUUUAUUUUGUAGAAUCAUCUAAUGUGAUAUACCAAUUUUAUAAGUGAUAUUUAGAUAAUUCUAAUAACUGUAUAUUUGACAACCUAUUAAAAUGUUUUGCAUUGGA